GCUGGGUCCAAGCAAAUGUUUGCAUGUGUGUCCUUCUUUAACAGAAACAUUUCAUGCCUUACAAAAAUCUCAUGAAACACUUCACGAGACGCACUCAGCAUGUCGGUGGCUCCGCGCACACAUUUCCUCCUCUUUCUGAUCUCCCUCUCAUCCAGGAUGGGCCUCAGUCGGUACAUUGAGGACAUCGAAGCUGCAGAUGGAUUAUAUUCUCUGCUCAGUUUGGACCAGAAAAGAGAUUCUGAGGAUUUUAUUUUCCGCCGACCUCUCAGAUGUUUGGACAUGCUGGCCACUGAUGGCUCCUACACCUUCGUGGCGUCUCGGCCGCAGCUGGCCUGUGCUGCAUUUAUCAUCGCUGAGCCCAGUGAGGUCAUCAGCCUGGAGCUGUCUGACGUCAAUAUUGACUGCAGCGCCGGAGACUUCAUCAAGAUGUUUGAUGGCUGGGUCCUGAAAGGAGAGAAGUUCCCCAGCAAGCAGGACCACGAGCUGCCUCUCCACCAGCGCUACACAGAUUAUUGCUCCUCCCCGGCAACAGGAGCCACCAGCCGCUCCUCUCAGAACGUCGCCAUGAUCUUCUUCCGCCUCCACAGCGCUGACAGUGGCUUCACUCUCGCCAUCAAAAAGCUGCACAACCCUUUCCCCUGUAACAUCAUGUCUCAGAGUCCAGAGGGCAGUUUUACCAUGGUGUUGCCACACCAGCGCAAGAACUGCAGCUUCUCCAUCAUCUACCCUGUAGAGAUCCGACUGACAGAUCUUAGCCUGGGGCAUGCCAAAAGCAAUGAGCUCAGCCCACGGGUGA
This is a messenger RNA of Notothenia coriiceps (black rockcod), 796 nucleotides long. Its product is annotated as corticotropin-releasing factor-binding protein-like. The transcript has 6 exons. Gene Ontology annotation, biological process: hormone-mediated signaling pathway; negative regulation of corticotropin-releasing hormone receptor activity; negative regulation of corticotropin secretion. Gene Ontology annotation, molecular function: corticotropin-releasing hormone binding. The record is from RefSeq and is a predicted model, not a curated record. The annotation marks the transcript as partial. Lineage: Eukaryota; Metazoa; Chordata; Actinopteri; Perciformes; Nototheniidae.